AUGUUGCUGAAGCAGUGCAUCGUAAACUACCAACUGUUGGUUAAUUGCCGCGACCCCCUCUGCGGCCAUGUGAGAAUUUUCGGUCUCGGCAGAGGCCGAGGCGUCGCGCAGGUGGAAGGUGGGGGAAAAAGAAAAAGCGUGAAAAGUAUAAGCAGUCUAAGCAGUAUAAACAGUGUGGACAUGGUAAGCAGUGUGAGAAAAGUGAGAAGCACUCCAAAGGUUAGCAACGCUCUAAACGCACCAAACGUGACCAACCUGCCGAAUCUACCAAACAAGGGAAACUUCCUCUUCAUUCAUAAAAUCCCAUACCGAGCGAGUACCCAUCAGGGGCAGAAAAACUGGAUGAGCAACCCACCCAAGGAGGCCCAAAUGACCAGUCCAGAGUGGAUAACGCGCAUGUCCAGGAAGUGCAGCAGGUGGAGGAUACGCCUGUUCUCAAGUGGGAGCCGUAAUGACGGAAAAACCAACUGGGGAGACGAGAACAAAGCGGAUGGAAAGAAUGACCAGCCGAAGGAGGACGCCAAAACGAACAUAAACCAAGCACAAGAAGCCUUUUUCAACUUAAGGAAAAGCUUGAGAGAGUCAUUUGAAAAGAAGCUAAACACAAAUGCAGACGGAGGUGUGUCCAUAAAGGACAUUUACAAAAUUUUGAAGAAGGAAAGGAAUUACCUAGCAGUGGCAUUCCUCUGUUUGCUAAUCUCCUCCCUGGGACAAAUGUUCUUCCCCAUGUGUAUAAGCAAAAUAAUUAAUAUGUACGGAGGGAAGGAGGAAUCUUUAAAGUAUGUAAUGAACGAGGUGUACAAAACGGUCUUCCUUAUUAUAGGAAUUUCUACGUUCAGCUUUUUUCGUAUAUAUUUUAUCGAAACGUCUAUCGAAAAAAUUACUAGACGGUUAAGAAAAGAUUUGUUUGAAAAUAUACUCAAUCAGAAGUUGUCUUUUUUUGAAAAGCAGAAAACAGGAGAGUUAAUAAACAGAUUAUCUAACGACAUUGAAGUUUCCUCGAGGGUACUAAUAACUCUUUCCUUCGGGAUUAGAAAUUUAAUUGCGGCAAUUGUUGGAGGAAUCUGUGCUUUGCAUAUAUCUCCAAGUAAAUUAUUUCAGUCCUUUUUACUCCCCGUCUCUGCUUCUCUGAUAAUUGGUACCACUUAUGGAAAAAUUGUAAAACAAAUCAGCAUUGUAAAGCAAGAGAAGUUAAGUAAUUGCAUCGACUUUGCGUCAGAGAAGAUACACAACAUUGGUAACGUUAGACUACUCAAUGGAGAAUCUUUUGAAAAAAAAGAAUUUACAAAUUAUUUAAAUGAAGUGUACAAAUCGGGUGCGAAGUAUUCACUCGUCAAAGCUGGAAACCACUUCCUCUUCGUUAGUAUCAUUUCGCUAUUUCUGCUCCACUUGAUUUAUUAUGGGAAUUAUUUAAUUGCCAAUAAGUACAUAAAUACGGGAGAUUUAUUUUCCCUAAUUAUGUACUCCCUAUUUUGUGGUAGUGGCAUACAGGGUGUUAUGCAAUCCAUUGGCGAUCUUCAGAAAUGCAUUGGCUCAUGCGCAAAGGUACUUCAAAUUAUUAACCUCCCCAAGAGUGAAUACAACGAGCACUGGUCGAAGGACACAAUUCUUUUCCUCAAAAAUGAGGAUUACUCCAUCAAGUUUGACAACGUUUCUUUUUCGUAUGGCAAAGAUGAGGAGAUCAUCCCCCACGACAAGUCCUAUGCCGAGGUGGAUCCCGCUUCACGCAGGAGCAGUGCAGGGAGCAGCGGCACUAGCGCAACGGACUGCACGAGCAGCACGACCCCUGCGAACCACACAGAUCGCGCAAGUAGCAAACGCGUGGAGGAGAACAAUUACGCCCUGAAGAAUGUCUCCUUCUUCCUGCCGCACAACAAAUCAGUUGCCAUUGUAGGCAAAAGUGGCAGCGGAAAAACGACCAUCCUAAAUCUGCUCUCCAAGAAGAACACCCCCAACGCGGGAAACAUCCUCAUAGGCAAUUUCCAAAUUGAGAAAAUCAGCUCCUCAGCCUUAAGGUACAUCCAAGGAGUAAUCACGCAAAACCCGUUUCUUUUCAAUAUGUCUAUCCAGGGCAAUUUGCUCUACCCCCUCAAGGCAUAUGAACAGAUGCUGAAGGAGCAAUUAAUACUCAUAGAGGAAGAAAAAAUUUCCCAAAGGUGCACCAAAAAUAGAAAAAACAUAAAUUCGUGUAGAGGUACCAAAUCGACAAUGCUGAACAACACGGCGUCUGAAAAUACCCUCGAGUCACACCAACUUGCAAUCGACGAAUUGGACGAAAUACACUCCUUUGUCACCAGGGAAAUACAAAACGUGCAAGAAAAUUUAAAAAAAAUUACGCCAGAUAUGUUGAAAGAUACGUAUAAAAAUUUUCACAUUCAUGACUUUUUAAGUAAGUAUGCUCAUUACGAUGAUGUAAAUGUAGGGGUGGAUGGAUCUUCCUUGUCGGGAGGACAAAAGCAGAGAGUUUACCUUGCGCAGAAUUUAUUUAAGAAAAAUAAAAUUCUCAUUUUGGAUGAACCGACUUCUUCGCUAGACAAAUUAUCGGAGAACAUAAUUAACGAAGCGUUACUGAAAUAUAUGAAGGGAAAAACGUCGAUCAUUUUUACUCACCGAUUGGACCUGCUCAAUUUCGUUGACUACAUCGGUGUCCUUAAUGAUGGCUCGAUGGUGCAGUUUGAUUUGCGGGCCAAGGUGCUCGAGAAACCCUGCGACAUUUUGCGUCAGAUACUCAGUCAGAGCUCCUUCUGA
Molecule: messenger RNA, 2748 nt
Organism: Plasmodium coatneyi
Lineage: Eukaryota; Apicomplexa; Aconoidasida; Haemosporida; Plasmodiidae
Product: Abc transporter
Exons: 1
Coding region: 1-2748 (915 amino acids)
Biological process (GO): transmembrane transport
Cellular component (GO): membrane
Molecular function (GO): ATP binding; ABC-type oligopeptide transporter activity; ATP hydrolysis activity
Source: RefSeq, a predicted model, not a curated record